AUGAAAAACUAUUACUUAUGGUUUCGAGAAGGCAGUAAAAUCAAUCAAAUAAUAUGCGCUCUACUUAUAAAUAUGCCAGUUUUCGUUUACGGAGCAAGUAUAGGAUGGAUGUCCCCCAUGACGUUGCUGUUACAAUCUGACAAAUCACCCAAAGUACCUCCAUUGACUGACUACGAGGUGUCUUGUAUGGCAGCCGUGGCUUAUAUGGUUUCUUUCCCGGCCAACUUUCUAAUGGCCGCGUUAGGGGACAGAAUUGGUCGAAAGAAUACUAUAUUCAUUUUAUCUGGAGCUGGUUUUACUUGUUGGGCGAUCAAACUACUUUCUUUGGAGUUCGCCGCAUUUGUAUCAGCGCGAGCGUUGGUUGGUGUUUUAAUGGCUGGAUCUUACGUAACCUGUCCUCUGUACACGAAGGAGAUUAGUGAAGAUAGUGUCAGAGGAAUGCUUGGAUCUCUGAUAAUUGUAUUUCAUACCACUGGAAACCUAUUCGUCUAUGUUAUCGGCGAUUUCUUAAGCUAUCGUACUAUUUUAUGGAUUUGUCUGACAAUACCAGCAGUGCAUAUGGUGCUUUUCAUGAUGAUGCCCGAAUCCCCAUCGUUUCUUGUGAAGACUGGUGAUAUGGAGGAAGCAGCUAGAUGUCUAGCCUGGCUCAGGUGUAGAAAAGAAGAUGAUAUAGUUAUCCAGGACGAACUCAUUCGUAUCAAGAACGAACAGAUAAAAGAUCAAGAAAGUAAUAAAUACGUGUUUAGAGCUAUUUUUACAGACAAACUCAUAUUUCGAGCAUUUAAGAUUGCCCUAGUAAUGUCACUAGCGCGGGAGUUCUGCGGCGCUAUUCCUGUGCUAAAUUUUGCUGGAGCAAUAUUCUCAGAUGCCUCAAAAGGAACAGGCCUAGUGUUCAGUCCUAACCAACAAGCCAUGGUGUUAGGAGCAGUUCAAGUCAUCGGAUCGAUUUUGGGUUUCAGCUUGGUGGAAAGAGCUGGUAGAAAGCCUCUAUUUAUUGUAACAGCGCUGAUAUCAGGACUGAGCAUGUGUGCUCUUGCAUCGUGGUUUAUUCUAAGAGAUUUUGAAGUAUGUGAUGUGUACCAGGUGGCCUGGCUGCCUAUAGCCGCUCUCUGCUUGUGCAUCUUCUGCGAUUCCUCGGGUCUUCAGCCCGUAUCCGUAAUUAUUUUUGGAGAAAUGUUUUCGUACAAGUAUCGUGGAACAGCGAUAGCAGCAUCAAAUUCGUCAGGUUCACUAUCUGCCUUCUUUCAAAUGCUAGUGUAUAAGCCAAUUGUUAACGCUAUUGGAUUUUACGUCACAUUUUAUUGUUUUGGGGCAGUAUGUCUGCUCACUGCAGUUUAUGUUAUCUUAGUAAUGCCCGAAACAAAACAGAGAGGAUUAGAAGAGAUCUAUGAAGACUUGAAAACGAAAAAGGAGAAAAAACUUGAAGCUGAUCAAACUAAUGUAGAAGAUAAAAUAUAG
Molecule: messenger RNA, 1458 nt
Organism: Arctia plantaginis
Lineage: Eukaryota; Metazoa; Arthropoda; Insecta; Lepidoptera; Erebidae
Source: the annotation of a GenBank genome assembly